Triticum aestivum (bread wheat) is the source of this 1198-nucleotide messenger RNA. RefSeq lists its product as uncharacterized. Lineage: Eukaryota; Viridiplantae; Streptophyta; Magnoliopsida; Poales; Poaceae. The transcript is spliced from 3 exons. The record is from RefSeq and is a predicted model, not a curated record. Bases 256 to 771 code for a protein of 171 amino acids.
AUCAUCUCUGCCCGCUCGUGUUCACCCCUCUCUGUUAGGUUUCCCCCCAUCCCACCCAAGGGCGCCGCCGGCUGUCUCCACCCACCCCUCGCCGCCAGCUGUCUGCUCCGACUCCCCCCGCCCCUGGACGCUGGACAUCCAGUCCUCCACGUCCCUGGCCACCAGACCCUGCCUCGCCCGACCCCGACUCUGCCCCGCCCUCGCCGCCAGACGCCGCCGGUGCAUCCUCAAGCUGCUAAGUUUCGGUUUGCUGCAAUGGCAGAGGAGGAGAAAAUGACAGAGGAGUUUGAUGUUGGUUGUGUCACAAAUGAGCAUGCAAGGGUUCCAACUCCCACAUAUCAAGGUGGCCCGGCUCAAGUCGAUUCGGAAGGUGAUUCUGGCUCUGAAUGUGAGCACGUCCAAGUUACACAUCUCCCGAAUCGUGUAAAGAGCAGGAAGAAGAGGGCAUGUCCUUAUUCGCGUAUGGUGGCAAGUGAGAUUGCUAAAAACAAGGCACUUGUGCGCAUGGUGGAAAUUUUUGAGGCAAGGGAAAAGAGAGUGACAAAUCAAUGUGCAAAAGAGAUUGUGGAUCCAACAAGACAGGAGAUUCACGACAUGAUGGCCAUGGUGAUUGCAGACGGAGCCAAACCUGGGAGUGAUGAGCAUUUCUAUGCUUCACAUCUUUUGUUGGAAAAGAAGAAUCGUGAUGUUUUUACCUCGUUUAAGGGUCACAAACCUAGUGAGAGGCUUGCAUGGAUAAGGAGGAUGUGGGAGCUCAACAGCACAACAUAGCCCAUGAACUCCAGUGGCGAGGAUGAGCAACAGCAGUGGUGCCGCAGUGAUGUAGUCGUGGAGAGGCAGCAACUCAUCCAGGAGCUUCGCCGGUGGCAGCAGGAAGCCGCCGACACAGCCUUGCGGCGGCCAGAGGUGGAAACGGCCUUCUGAUCCCCUUAGCUCCCCUUUUUUAGGAUCGAUAGUUGAGGUCAUGGUAAAACUUACCUGUACGUGAUGGAUCACACAUACAGGAGAGGAAGUACCUCUCUUUUAUACGUGGGGCUAGGGAACAGGGACCGAAACCAAUAGGUUGUUUGCACCCUGGAUCACAGUGUGUGCGUGAGAGCGGUAUGGUGGGCCACACCCCAACUUUUCUCUCGAUUGUUAGACGAGAUCAAUUCCAACAAUGAGUACCCAUGAAGUGAAAGGUUCUCACGUCAGUUCC